Messenger RNA from Vitis riparia (riverbank grape), 1614 nucleotides. Its product is annotated as RGG repeats nuclear RNA binding protein A-like. The coding region runs from base 193 to 1284 and encodes 363 amino acids. The transcript is spliced from 7 exons. The record is from RefSeq and is a predicted model, not a curated record. Gene Ontology annotation, molecular function: RNA binding. Lineage: Eukaryota; Viridiplantae; Streptophyta; Magnoliopsida; Vitales; Vitaceae. Gene Ontology annotation, cellular component: cytoplasm; nucleus.
CUAUCGACGCUCUGCCGCAUCGGCUAGGGUUUUCACUAUCAUUUUUCUUCCCGUAGUCAUCAUCGUUGCAGUGUUCUGUGAGAUCUAUCCAUCCAUCCAUGGAGUUUAGCAAUUUGUAGGGUUUCGUGGUUGCUGUUACGGUCGUAAACGUAGGGUUUUGUCUGAGAGUUGUUGUAGCUACAACAACAAGUAAUGGCAACCACAAACCCUUUCGAUCUCUUGGGCGAUGACGACAACGACGACCCCUCUCAGCUUGCUUCUCAUCUGCUCAAGCUCGCGCCUGCUAAGAAAUCCUCAGCGCCUCCUCCUCAGGCCGCUCCUGCGCAGCAGGCUAAGCCGGCUAAGUUGCCCUCUAAGCCUCUUCCCCCGGCUCAGGCUGUGAGGGAAACAAAGAAUGAAGUUGGGCGUGGAGGCGGCCGUGGCGGUGGACGUGGUUAUGGACGUGGACGUGGUGGAGCUGGAUUGAACAGAGACUCAUUCAAUAAUGAAAGUACACUUAACAACAGUGAUGGAUUCUCUGGAGGGUACAGACCAUCUGAAGAGGGCGAUACAGGCAAAUCCUCUGAAAGGCGUGGUUCUGGUGGACCUCGUUCUCCUUACCGUGGUGGUGGUCGUCGUGGUGGUUUUAGCAAUGGAGAGGUUGGGGAGGGGGAACGUCCCCGUAGGGCAUAUGAACGCCGAAGUGGAACUGGGCGUGGAAAUGAGAUUAAGCGUGAUGGAGCUGGUCGAGGGAACUGGGGAACUCCUGCUGAUGAGAUUGCUCCGGAGAAUGAAGAACCUAUCAAUGAAACUGAGAAGAAUACAAGUGCUGAGAAGCAGUUGGGAGAGGAAAUUGCUGCAGAUGCCAACAAGGAGAAUCCUGUUAAUGAAUCAGAGGAGAAGGAGCCUGAGGAUAAGGAGAUGACUCUUGAAGAGUAUGAGAAAGUACUUGAGGAGAAGAGGAAGGCUCUACUUGCACUGAAGACUGAGGAGAGGAAGGUUGACGUCAAAGACUUUGAAGCCAUGCAACAGCUUUCAAGCAAGAAGGAUAAUGAUGAUGUCUUCAUUAAGCUGGGUUCUGAAAAGGAUAAACGCAAAGAGCUUGCUGACAAAGAAGAGAGAGCCAAAAAGUCUGUCAGCAUAAAUGAGUUCCUGAAGCCAGCUGAAGGGGAGAGGUACCAUGGUGGUCGUGGUAGGGGUCGUGGCCGUGGUACAAGAGGAGGAUUUGCAGGCAACACCUACAACAAUGUGGCUGCUCCAUCCAUUGAAGAUCCUGGGCAGUUCCCUACAUUGGGUGGCAAGUGAGAUGUCAGCUCUUGCAGCCUGCUGCUCCUGCUCGAUGUCUCUUAGGUUUCUGCUUGUUUGAGAAUUCGUUCUUGUGAUCGGGAGUGGCAGGAUUUCAACAGGAAUAAAGGCAUUUCCUGUAUUAAAAUUUAAAACCAUUUUAACCGUUAUGUCUUUUGAGUGUAAAUUUUAGAUGUUUCUCCAUAGGCUUACUGCCUAUGGUUUCCUUGACUUUUGACAUGCAUGCUUACAUCUUUUCCUUUUUUCCUUUUCUUUUUCCCUUUAAAAUUAGGGCAUAUGGGCUGUUUUCAUAUCUUGGAAUUAAUGGCAUCAGUUUUGAUUUUGGAGUUA